Doryrhamphus excisus (bluestripe pipefish) is the source of this 782-nucleotide messenger RNA. It is a transcript of the gene lsm2, whose product is annotated as smx5. The record is from RefSeq and is a predicted model, not a curated record. Lineage: Eukaryota; Metazoa; Chordata; Actinopteri; Syngnathiformes; Syngnathidae. Gene Ontology annotation, biological process: mRNA splicing, via spliceosome. Gene Ontology annotation, molecular function: RNA binding. Gene Ontology annotation, cellular component: precatalytic spliceosome; catalytic step 2 spliceosome; P-body.
CUCAACCAAUCCAUAUUCUGUCGCGUGUAAAUGACGUCACGAGAGCGUCACUGACAUCAGACCGAACGCCGGAAAACUCAAACCGGAGUAGCAACAAUGCUUUUCUACUCGUUCUUCAAGUCCCUGGUGGGCAAAGAUGUGGUGGUGGAGCUAAAGAACGACCUGAGCAUAUGUGGAACUCUUCAUUCAGUUGACCAGUACCUGAACAUCAAGCUCACAGACAUUAGCGUGACAGACCCAGAGAAAUAUCCACACAUGUUGUCCGUUAAAAACUGUUUCAUCCGCGGCUCGGUGGUGCGCUACGUGCAGCUGCCCGCCGACGAAGUGGACACUCAGCUCCUCCAGGACGCCGCGCGCAAAGAAGCCAUGCAGCAGAAGCAGUGAUGACUCGCCGGGUGAGGGUUCAAAAAAAUAUGUUUCUCCUCAACCCUUAUUGUUUCCACCACACAGGACUUCUUUGUUGUUGUUAUUAUUGUUAUUAUUAGACAAAAUAUUCCCAAUUUUAUUUCACACGGGAAAGAAAAGCAUCACUUGUCAGCGUUAUGUUGAAGCAUAACUUUAUUAGUUCACCUUUUUCAAAGAAAAAAAGACAAUUUGUCAUGUGACUUUAUUUUGGUUCUUAUUUUGUAAAUGACUGCAUUUGUAGCAAAUAAAGAUACAAAAUGUCACACCUCAGGGGAUGCUUUUUGACAAGUUACUUAUUUUGACAUGGCUGUGAAGUCCCGAUCUAUAAAUAAAUCCAACCGCAUAGCACCUACUGUAUAUGUGGCUUUUAUAAAUAA